AUGGCUCUAAGCCCCCUCCCCUGGCCCCCGCUGGCAUGGCUGUGUGUAGGGCUGCUGUUGCCCCUGCUGCCCCUGGUGCGGGGCGGGGAGUGCCCACGGCUGUGCGUGUGUGAGGUGCGACCCUGGUUCACCCCUCAGUCCACCUACAGGGAGGCAGCCACAGUGGACUGCAAUGACCUGCGGCUGACACGCAUCCCCUCCAACCUGUCCUUUGACACCCAGGUGUUGCUGCUCCAGAGCAACUCCAUCGCCCACACCAGUGGGGAGCUAGAAGCCCUGUUCAACCUGACGGAGCUGGACCUGUCCCAGAACAACUUCAGCAGUGUGGAGGCCGUGGGCCUUGCCAACAUUAACCUGCUCACCACCCUGCACCUGGAGGAGAACCUGAUCAGCCAGCUGCCCGACCACUGCCUACAGGACCUCAGCAACCUGCAGGAGCUCUACAUCAACCACAACCAGAUCAGCUCCAUCGCCCCAGGAGCCUUCUCUGGCCUGCGCAGCCUGCUGCGCCUCCACCUCAACUCCAACAGGCUCCGGGUCAUCGACAGCCGCUGGUUCGAGGCCACGCCCAACCUGGAGAUCCUGAUGAUCGGCGAUAACCCUGUCAUUGGUAUCUUGGACAUGAACUUCAAGCCCCUGGGGAGCCUGAGGAGCCUGGUUCUGGCUGGCAUGGACCUCACCGACAUUCCCGGGAAUGCUCUGAUGGGUCUGGAUAAUCUGGAGAGCCUGUCCUUCUACGACAACAAGCUGGUCCGAGUGCCCCAGCUGGCCCUGCAGAAAGUGGCCAACCUGAAGUUCCUGGACCUGAACAAGAACCCGGUGCACAAGAUCCAGGAGGGGGACUUCAGGAACAUGCUGCAUCUGAAGGAGCUUGGCAUCAACAACAUGGCUGAGCUGGUGUCCAUCGACCGCUACGCCCUGGACAACCUGCCUGAGCUGACCAAGCUGGAGGGCACCAACAACCCCAAGCUGUCCUAUAUCCACCGGACGGCCUUCAGGGACGUGUCCUCCUUGGAGAGCCUGAUGCUCAACAACAAUGCCCUCAACGCCAUCUACCAGUGCACCGUGGAGGCGCUGCCCAACCUGCGCGAGAUCAGCCUGCACAGCAACCCGCUGCGCUGCGACUGCGUCAUCCAGUGGAUGAGCUCUAACAGGACCAGUGUGCGCUUCAUGGAGCCCCUGGCCAUGCUGUGUAGCUCACCACCCGAGCUCCGGGGCCAGCGGGUCAGAGAGGUGAGGCUGCUGGACUCACCAGAGCAGUGCCUGCCCCUCAUCUCCCACAACACCUUCCCCAGCCACCUGAGCCUAGAGCUGGGCAUGAGUGUCAGCCUGGACUGCCGGGCCAUGGCUGAGCCCGAGCCAGAAAUCUACUGGGUGUCUCCUAUGGGGAGCAAGAUCACAGCGGACACGGUGUCGGAGCUGUACCACCUGAGCAGUGAGGGCACCCUGCGGCUGUCCCAUGUCCAGGUGGAGGACUCGGGCCGCUACACCUGCGUGGCCCAGAACACAGAGGGGGCUGACACACGCGUCACCACCAUCCGCGUCAACGGCACCCUGCUGGACAGCGUCGAGGUGAUGAAGAUCUACGUCAAGCAGACCGAGUCCCACUCCAUCCUGGUCUCCUGGAAGAUCAACUCCAACGUCAUGACCUCCAACCUUAAGUGGGCCUCGGCCACCAUGAAGAUCGACAAUCCCCACAUCACCUACACUGCACGCGUGCCUGUCGACGUACACGAAUACAACCUGACCCACCUGCAGCCGGGCACUGAGUAUGAGGUGUGCCUCACCGUCUCCAACAUCCACCUACAGACCCACAAGUCGUGUGUUAACGUGACCACGCGCAGCAUCACCUUCACCCUGGACGUGUCGGACCAGAGGCCCAGCGCCGCCCUGCUAGUCGUCAUGGCCACCAUGCUGGCCUUUCUCAGCCUGGCCACCAUGGGGGUGUACGUGGCCCGCCGCUGGAAGAGGAAGAACUAUCACCACUCCCUGAAGAAGUACAUGCAGAAGACCUCAUCCAUCCCCCUCAAUGAGCUCUACCCGCCCCUCAUUAACCUGUGGGAGGCGGACAGUGAGAAGGACAAGGAGGGCGGGGCAGAGAGCAAGCCCUCCCCCGUGGACACCACACGCAGCUACUACAUGUGGUGA
Molecule: messenger RNA, 2148 nt
Organism: Coregonus sp. 'balchen'
Lineage: Eukaryota; Metazoa; Chordata; Actinopteri; Salmoniformes; Salmonidae
Source: the annotation of a GenBank genome assembly